Abrus precatorius (Indian licorice) is the source of this 2225-nucleotide messenger RNA. RefSeq lists its product as uncharacterized. The coding region runs from base 313 to 1905 and encodes 530 amino acids. Gene Ontology annotation, biological process: regulation of gene expression. The transcript has 2 exons. Lineage: Eukaryota; Viridiplantae; Streptophyta; Magnoliopsida; Fabales; Fabaceae. Gene Ontology annotation, molecular function: RNA nuclease activity. The record is from RefSeq and is a predicted model, not a curated record. Gene Ontology annotation, cellular component: peroxisome.
GAGGAGAGAGUAAUGACCAUAAUCCUUCAUCACUUUCAGUCCUUUGGGCAGCAGAAAGUAAAAUCUCAGAAUAAAAGAAACCCACCAACCAAACCCAACUUCUUGUUCCUUCUUCAACACAAAGUUUCUUCUCUCUGUCAAUAAUCACGCGUUUCUUGUUCCGCAAUAAUCUUGGGGGAUUCAUCAUUCAAUUAGGAAAUUUCACGCGGAUUCAUGUUUCUUCAGCAUCCGAUUUGAUUCCCCAUUAAACGCCUCAAUAAUUCUCCAAUUACUGCUACUAAUUAUUGGCACAUCUGAUUUUCUAGUGCAUUGAUGGCUACCCCAAGUAAAUCAACACCAAUGAUAUCUUUAGACUCUUUGGAACAGAAGGGGAACACUGUGACUGAAUCAAAUGCAAACAUUGUUCAAUGUCCGUUAAACCAACAAAUCCAUAACUCCUUAGAUGGCCCAGUAGCAAUCCUUUGGGAUAUUGAAAAUUGUCCUGUUCCAAGUGAUGUACGCCCUGAAGAUGUGGCAGGUAAUAUAAGAAUGGCUUUACGGGUGCACCCAGUAAUUAAAGGAGCUGUUAUGAUGUUUUCUGCUUAUGGGGAUUUCAAUGCUUUCCCUAGGCGACUUAGAGAAGGCUGUCAGAGAACUGGUGUUAAACUUAUUGAUGUUCCCAAUGGUAGAAAAGAUGCUGCUGACAAAGCUAUUUUGGUUGACAUGUUCUUAUUUGCACUUGACAACCCUCCUCCAUCCUCUAUCAUGCUUAUAUCUGGAGAUGUUGAUUUUGCUCCAGCUCUUCACAUUCUUGGUCAGCGGGGAUAUACUGUAAUUCUUGUCAUCCCUGCUGGGGUGGGAGUUUCUUCUGCCCUAUGCAAUGCUGGUAAAUUUGUCUGGGACUGGCCUAGUGUGGCUCGUGGAGAAGGCUUUGUGCCCCCCUCAAAGGCUUUAGUGCCACCCCGUGGAGCUCCAAUUGAGCUUGCUGGAUAUUUGAUGGGGUGCCAUAUCAAUGACAACUCUGAUGGACAAAAUGAUGAAGAAGCAAUAGUUUAUAGAGGGAUGUCGCAGAGCUAUUAUAACUCAAGGGAAUUCUCAGUGGUGCCGCAAUCUCUGUCUGAAUACAACUGUGGCACAUCAAACCUUCCUUGCGUGCCAACAACUUUGAGAUCACAUAGCCUUCCGUCUAUAUUGAAUGAUGUUUCAGGAGGACCCAUUGCUUCAAGUGACCAUAAUGAAUGUCAGUUAUGGGUACAACCUGGGGAUUUAAAUGGUCUCAAGGGGCAGCUGGUAAGGUUGCUUGAACUUUCUGGAGGAUGCCUGCCUCUGCCCCGAGUUCCAGCAGAGUACCAGAAAAUUUAUGGGAGACCUCUUUAUGUAGCUGAAUAUGGGGCAAUAAAGUUGGUCAAUCUUUUCAAGAAGAUGGGUGAUGCCAUGGCUGUGGAAGGGAAAGGGCAUCGCAAAUUUGUGUAUCUAAGAAACUGGAAGGCUAGCCCAAGUGCUCCUCCUCUGUCUCUGGCAAAGAAAGAUAAGAAAGGAAAGGGAGCCCAGGAAGAGAAUGUGAAUGUUGUCACUGGUGGCUGCUCUUCAGAUGAGUUCUCAGAUGAAGAAAGAGUAGUCAUAGAAGAACACGAUGAAAGUUGUGCACAAAAGGGCAAUCAUGGGAGAGCAGCCAAAUGUGAAAUUGAUGACCAUUUUCUCGAGGAGUUCAAGUAUGAGCUGCAAGAGAUUCUUGUAAGCUAUUCAUGUAGAAUAUUCUUAGGUUGUUUUGAGGCUAUAUACCAGCAGCGGUACAAGAAACAACUGGAAUAUAAGAGAUUUGGUGUGGACAAGUUGGAAGAUUUGUUUGAGAAGGUGAGGGAUGUGGUAGUGUUGCAUGAGGAACCAGUAAGCAAGAGAAAAUUCCUGGCUGCUGUGGGUAGUUAAGUGAACUUGCGCAAGGGACUACAAUUUGUUUUAACCUUUCUUGUGUUUUAAACUUAUGGUCUUUCACUAGCAACCUCAUCAUUUUCAGGUUAUUUAUUCCUUAGAAGUCUUGUAAAGAUAUGCUGGGCGUAUGUGUUUUUUUUAUAGUCACUGUCCUGCAUGUAUUUUAAUCUUUCCUAAAAUUUCUGUGUUCUUUCCCGAUUAGCUACUUACACUAGUCGGGAGACAUGUACAAGUAGUAGCUUUUGUACUUCUAUCUUGUAUCCAAAGAUUCUAUACAAAUUUUCCAUACUUGUUAACUUAUCGUGAUACUAAUUUCU